AUGGCCGAAAGUGUGGUCGUCAAUUCUGCGACGGCGAGUGGGGUGACACUGCCAUCCGGCUUUAUUGCAAAGGGCGGGCGGUAUCGCGUUUGCACGUGCAGCUUGCGAGCACACAGUCGCAGAGUGGGCAAAGCAGGUAAGGCAGUGAAUCCCUUCACGUACGACGCGCAGCUGUACGAUUACCGCCGGAUGUGGAACAACAUGCGGCCGCAAUUCGACACGAACGCGAUAGUGCCGUCUCCUCCCGUGCAAGCCUACUACCGUGCCAGCACGGCCAAGGAGCUAACAGUGCAACGACGGGCCUCCGCUGCAGGCCGCAUGGUCUUCCGCAGUACAGACACCCUUGACCCAGCCCGCGACUUGCCGCCGGCCAUUCUCCCGCAGGACCAACAAGUCCCCAGGAAGUCUCCAUCGUUCUACUCCUACACCGACGAUGUGGCGAGAACAGCGGCCUCGGAGACGGCGGACGCAAGGCCAGUCGGCAUGGAGAACUCGGGGUUAGCAUUACGUGCCUCUCAGUUUUCGCGGCAACAAGGCAGCGGCUACACCGGUGCUAUCCAUCGACAGCCCACACAAUUUGCGCAACGUGAUUGGUGGAGUUCGCACGUGACCGAAUACUACUCGGACUACACCCCAAAUUACGUGUUUCCGGAGACCACAUUCUUUUCCCCUGCAAACCGGCAGAGUGUUCUCGACAGUGUGCGCUCGAACAGCGGGGCUGUGAUCCCACCCGCGGAAAUUUCUGCAAGCACAGUGCCGGACUUACCGCAAUCCACUAUCCCCUCUGGGCAAUUGUUUUCCUCUCCUGCGGAUGCAUUAGCCAAUGUGCCUCCGACUGCGCAAGAACUAGAGCUAGACAUGCUUCACAGAGACCCUGCAGUAGUAUCGAGCUACGCUGGUGUUAGAACCGUGGCGUAUCCAGCCACUCCAUCGCACAGAGCCGAGGGCGGUCCAAGCUCAGCAAAGCCACCUCCGCUGGGCUACAUUGAAUCGCUACACGGAAACGGCGGGGUUUCGGCUUCACCUUACGUUGCUCCACAGACCUUUUACAAUAAAAGGGUCAGAAGAAGACGACUGCAGGACAGGGAUGUUGAAGGCCACGAUGUAACAGUGACAAGCAGUAGUGCGCGUCGGCUAUCGUACCACAGUUCAGCCAGCGGAACAUCUGCCCACAGCCACACCCCAGCGUCACCAACAAUGACACCGCCCACAACUGCCACGCCGAUGACAGCAGCAUCAGCAAGCGGAUUUACCUCUGCCACAGCUAGCAGCACAACUGGUUCGACGACAACCAGCUACAACAGCGGAACAACCCCGACCAUGUCGAAUCAAGGUAGCGGUGUAGGAGGGACAACACAAAUGUCUACCACAAUGUCAGGAACAACAGCGACAAUGAACUCCGGCUCUGGCCGAGUGGUUCCUCUUUAUGUGGAACAGUACAAUCCUGUAUAUCCAGAGCAGUACUUUGCCAGCCUUGAGCCAGCUCCAGCACCGUUGCUCGAGGCAGACUUUGAGGUGUGCGGAUCGCAUCUAGAUUUCGCAUCCGAAGUUGGACAGGUUGACAUUGCGGGAGUUACAGAUCCGGAGACCACGUACACAUGCGCACUCGGUAAGACAGAGCUGCGGCCGGUGAAGCCAGGUCUGGAUCUAUCCAUGUUGCGAGUUUCUGAAGACCGCGAUAUGGUCGCGCAAACAGGAGAAGCCACGGACGCUGCUCGGUCUUCAUCAUCUUCUGAUGCCAGCUCGUCGGCAGGUAUGGAGGUAGUG
Molecule: messenger RNA, 1767 nt
Organism: Amoebophrya sp. A25
Lineage: Eukaryota; Dinophyceae; Syndiniales; Amoebophryaceae
Source: the annotation of a GenBank genome assembly